GAAUAAACACGACUUGCUGAUUAAAGUAAAUAUUUAUCUUUUAAGUGUGUAAAAAGUAUCCUGCACCAUGUCAUUUAUAUAUUUGAUACCAGUUGCAGUAUUUUUAUUAUUCCAGAUUACAUUUUUGGGAACUUAUAUUGCCGCUGUUCUACAGGGUCAUGUAGUACCUACAGUGCCAUAUAUAAGCGAUGAUGGCACAUACUCACCAGAAAGUUGCGUAUUUGGGCAACUCAUAAAUAUUGGCAGCAUACUAUUGGGUAUCACAAUUUACAUACGUUAUCGACAAAUUCAACAACUCUAUAGUCAUCAUCCUGAUUUAGGCUCUUUACUUUUGCGGUACAAUAAGAUUGCAUUUUGGUUUGGUUUGGCUUCUUGUUUAGGUAUAAGUAUUGUUGGUAAUUUUCAAGAGACCAAUGUACGUAUUGUUCAUUUUACGGGCGCAUUUUGCUGCUUCGGUUGUGGUACGGUGUACUUUUGGUUGCAAGCAAUAACUACCUACAUGGUAUAUCCAAUAGCCGGGACAAAAUUAUAUGGUCAUAUACGAUUGGGCAUGUCUUUAUGUUGUACCAUACUUUUCAUUUUGAUCGCGAUUACUGGUGUGAUGUCACAUAUCCUAUUCAAAGGCGAUAAUCCACGUCAAUGGUACCCUUCGGAUGGUGGCUGGUACUUCCAUGUAGUUAGCUCAAUUUCUGAAUGGAUUAUGGCUACUAUAUUCUGCUUUUAUAUACUAACAUUCACUGAAGAAUUCCGUGAUGUACGACUUGAUCAUCCAGAGUUGAGCUUCAUUUCCCAUACGAUAACUGUUUGAAAUAUUAAAAUGUAUUCAUUUAUCAUGGAUUUAAUAUUUCAAUUAAUAAUAUGUACGUAUGAACAUAUACAUAUACAUAUAUAGCUUUUCCCCCAAGAUCUGAAAGUGCUGUGAUAAGCUAUUGUUUUUUUUUUUGUUUUUGCUAGAAUGUAAUUAUUACACAGCAAAUAUAACAUGAACUAUUCAUUUA
Molecule: messenger RNA, 998 nt
Organism: Ceratitis capitata (Mediterranean fruit fly)
Lineage: Eukaryota; Metazoa; Arthropoda; Insecta; Diptera; Tephritidae
Product: DNA damage-regulated autophagy modulator protein 1
Exons: 4
Coding region: 68-808 (246 amino acids)
Source: RefSeq, a predicted model, not a curated record